This is a messenger RNA of Caenorhabditis briggsae, 1194 nucleotides long. Gene Ontology annotation, cellular component: cyclin A2-CDK2 complex; cytoplasm; nucleus. Gene Ontology annotation, biological process: mitotic cell cycle phase transition; regulation of cyclin-dependent protein serine/threonine kinase activity. Gene Ontology annotation, molecular function: cyclin-dependent protein serine/threonine kinase regulator activity. The transcript is spliced from 10 exons. The coding region runs from base 1 to 1194 and encodes 397 amino acids. The record is from RefSeq and is a predicted model, not a curated record. NCBI's taxonomy places the organism in Eukaryota, Metazoa, Nematoda, Chromadorea, Rhabditida, Rhabditidae.
AUGAAUCGGCGGAAAGCAGGCGCCCCGCCGAAUUUUUUGACGAGAACGAGUCUGGAAACGCUUCUCACCAACAGCGAGUCGCCGUCGUUUGUCGUCUUUCGCAAAACUUCAGAAUCAACUAGAUAUGAGCAGCCAGAGCAAGAUCUCACUGGUUUGAUCAUACGCGACGGGCAGAAACGACAAAAGCCAAUUUCUCCAAUUGCACCGGCAAGUCCGACGUAUCCAGCAGCGAAAAGAGUUAAAAACGAAACUGUUUUCAAUGAUUUUCACAGCCACAUCAAGUUAAACGAAACGCGAUUGAAAGCGGUGGCAGGAGCGAAUGUUGAUAUUUAUGAAAUGUACGCUGGUCUUUGCAAAUCGGUCGUUCCGAUUCCAGUUCCACACAGUCUUCUCCAGCCGCCCGACAAUGACACAUCGACCGAAUCAGUGACAAACAACACAGUUUGCAGCAUUGAAGAUCGAAAACGGGCGCUGUUGCAAGUCUUUUCCCGCCGAUUCAAGCUCAACAUCUCCGACGAAACGUUGCAUUUAGGAGCGGCGCUGCUAGACAAAUGCCUAGAUUUGAUGGCAGUUGAUAAGGAGAAAUUAGAGGAAUUAGCAGCAGUGACGUUGAUUGUGGCGAGCAAAAUUGAAGACGUCGCGUGUCUGACAAUCGGAAAUGUCAUUGAGUUCGAAUUAGUGAAGAAUCGGUCGAUUGCGAUGAUAGCCUCUCUUGAAAGAUUCGUUCUCGCCUCCCUCGCUUUCAACGUCACCAUUCCCACUCCAUUCAAUUUCGCCACCUACUUGCUCCUUCAUCUUCACGCUUCUCAAACAACCAUCUACUCGACAUAUUACUUCCUCGAACUCUCCCUCCUCUACGUCCACAACCGUUGCUUCUCGUCGGACGUUGUCGCCUACUCUGCCACGUGUCUUGCAGUCUGCAUGGAAGCUAACACUGGAACAAGUGAAGCCAGGGUUUUACGAGAUACUGAACUAAAAUUGCGAAUUUUCGCUGACAAGGACUAUCACACAAAGAGAGAGCAGAGUCGAGAAAUCAUGCGGACUCUUUCCGAUCUUUUUCUUGUGGCAUCCGAUGAGAAACACGCCAUUUUUCGAGAAUACUCGUCAUCCCGCCGUGACUACGUGGCGAUGCGGCGACUCGCUCCAGAUCUACUGGAAACGCUACGUGUCAACUCCCCUUCAUUGAUCUCAUGA